This is a messenger RNA of Ananas comosus (pineapple), 2429 nucleotides long. RefSeq names its product crocetin glucosyltransferase, chloroplastic-like. Bases 28 to 1578 code for a protein of 516 amino acids. Gene Ontology annotation, molecular function: UDP-glycosyltransferase activity. The record is from RefSeq and is a predicted model, not a curated record. The transcript has 2 exons. Lineage: Eukaryota; Viridiplantae; Streptophyta; Magnoliopsida; Poales; Bromeliaceae.
GCUGCAAUCUGCUGCUUCCCCAGAUCAAUGGAGGACGGCGUUACCGAACGCGGCGACUCAGAAGGGCGUUUCAAGCCGCACUUCCUGAUCGUGAUGUACCCGGUGCAGGGCCACAUUAACCCGGCGCGCCGCCUCGCCCGCCGCCUCAUCCACGUCGGCGGGGCGGCGCACGUCACGCUCUCGACAUCUGUGUCCGGCCACCGCCGCAUGUUCCCCUGCUCCUCCUCCCCCGACGACGAAGUAACCGACGGCCCGAUCUCCUUCAUCCCCUUCUCCGACGGCAACGACGAGGGCACCGACCCGGGCGCCCCCGACGCCCGCCGCCGCUUCGCCCGGACCCGGUCCGUCGGGUCCCAGACCCUUUCGUCCAUCCUCGACCGCCUCGCGGCGCGCGGCCGCCGCGUGACCUGCGUGCUCUACACCAUCCUCCUCCACUGGGCCGCCGACGUGGCGCGCCAGCGCGGCAUCCCCUCCGCGCUCUGCUGGAUCCAACCCGCGACCGUGCUCGCGGCGCUGCACCGCUUCUUCCACGGCCACGAGGGUCUCGUCGCCGCCCACGCGCGCGACCCCAUGCACGCGGUGAGCUUCCCGGGCCUACCCCCGCUCCGGAUCCGCGACCUCCCCUCCUUCCUCACCCCCGAAGACGACGACACCCAAGCCGCGCUCCUCGAGUCCUUCAGGGAGGUCUUCGAGACCCUCGACAGAGAGGGUCCGAGGCCCAGGGUGUUGGUGAACACGUGCGAGGCGUCGGAGGGCGACGCGCUCGGAGCUUUGGAGGCGGAGCUGGAGCUGUACGCGGUAGGGCCCUUGGUGCCGGCGCUGCUCCCCGCGCAGGAGGUCAAGGACGCGCGGUCGGAGGCCGAUCUGUUCGCGCCCGACGAGAAGGGGUACAUGGAGUGGCUGGAGGCGCAGGAGGCGAGGUCGGUGGUGUACGUGUCGUUCGGGAGCCUGGUGGUGAUGAAGAAGAAGCAGGCGGAGGAGAUGCGGAUGGGUCUGAGGGAGAGCGGCAGGCCGUACCUGUGGGUGGUGAGGAGGGAUAGUAGAGGCUCCACGGAUCAGGAGGAGUGCUCUGGCACGGAGGAAGAAGAAGAAGACGAAGCAGCAGCAGCAGGGGGAGCGGGGAUGGUGGUGGAGUGGUGCGACCAGCUGGAGGUGCUGGCGCACCGGGCGGUGGGGUGCUUCGUGACGCACUGCGGGUGGAACAGCGUGCUGGAGAGCCUGGCGUGCGGGGUGCCGACGGUGGGGGCGCCGCAGUGGGCGGACCAGGGGACGAACGCGCGCCUGAUGGAGGAGGUGUGGGGGACGGGGCUGAGGGGGGAGAUGGACGAGGAAGGGGUGCUGCGGUGCGAGGAGCUGAUCCGGUGCUUGGAGGUGGUGAUGGGGGAGGGGGAGAGGGCGAGGGAGAUGAGGACCAGGGCGCAGGCCUGGCGGGAGAGGGCGCGGGAGGCGCUCGCCCCCGGUGGCUCCUCGGACCAGAGCCUCCGCGCGUUUACGGCGGAGGUCGCGCGGUGCGCCGAUGCCGCGUGCGAGGGAGGGACCCACGACGGGCCGACAAGUUGUACAGGGAGCGCUAUUUAAUAGUUGGAAGUUGCAUGCGGUAGGACUAGGACACGGACGCGAGGAUGGUGGAGGUGUGGGCCGCGGCCGCGGGGGUGUUAAUGGCGCCGAAUUGAUUUUUGGAAUUUGUACGGUUAAGAGUCAAUGGAAUUUAUGGUGGAUCCUCUCUCCACCGUUCAACCAAUGAAAUUGUUGCAACCUCUUGUGAAUCCUCAAUGAUAGGGUUUUUUUUUGCAAAUAGUCCCUGAUAAAAUUUUAUUUUAAAAUUGGUCCUGUCAAAAAUUUAUUUGUAAAAAUGGCCCUACUUUUUUCUUGCAAGCGUCACGUCAGCGCCAUACGGGCGGGGCAGAAGUUUAAGUUGAAUAUGGUGAAUGAUUCACCGUGUCCAAUACAAAUAUCAUAUUGGACACGAUGAAUCAUUCACCGUGUCCAAUACAAAUAUCAUAUUGGACACGGUGAAUCAUUCACCGUGUCCAAUACAAAUAUCCCCACUUAGUCAAAAAUUGGGUAAGCCGAGUUAAUUAUAUUGGACACGGUAAAUGAUUCACCGUGUCCAAUAAAACCACCUAGGACUUAGUCAUUUUUUGGUUAAGGAUGUAUUAGUAUUGAAUACGGUAGUAUUGAACACGGUGAAUGGUUCAUCGUAUCCAAUAUGAUAUUUGUAUUGGACACGGUGAAUCAUUCACCGUGUUCAACUUAAACUCCUGCCCCAUCCGCGUGGCGCAGACGUGGCGCUUGCGUGGCAGGGACAAGACCAUUUUUGUAAAUAAAUUUUUGACAGGGCCAAUUUUAAAAUAAAAUUUUGUGAAUGAGCUAUUUGCAAAAAGAACCCUCAAUGAUAUGAUUCUAAUACUAAUCUCAUUCCAUUUCAA